Sphenostylis stenocarpa is the source of this 2088-nucleotide messenger RNA. The record is from the annotation of a GenBank genome assembly. NCBI's taxonomy places the organism in Eukaryota, Viridiplantae, Streptophyta, Magnoliopsida, Fabales, Fabaceae.
AUGAAAGAAACAAAGGAGGAUAACGAGGUUAAGCUAGCCUUGAAUGUCCAUGUUGAUCAACCUCGCGAGUGGGUGUUCUUUCGGAAGAUUUGCAUUCCUUUCUCUUUUGGUGAAGUUAUGGCUUUAAUGAUUCUAUUGGCAUGUGAAGAAAUCCAUCCACCCUUGUCUGUAACUACCCGCAAUGGUCACUCAGACUUGCCUGAAGCUCAGGGACUGAACAAGAGAAAAGAAGAUAAUAAGCAAGCUUCUGCUGAUGUGUUGUUUCAUUAUUCAAGAUUUGCGCUGGCCUGUAUUGGAUGCAAGAUUCGACCAUUCAAUUUGAGGCUUCAUUUAAUGAAGGAGAUUUCGGGUAUGCCCUCUUCUCUAAAUAGGGAAUCACCACAGAAUGCAGCAUCACCUGAUCCAAUGGGUGAAUCAUCAAGCACAGGAACAGCAAGACUCGACAGAGGAGACAGUCACUCUCUUCUCCAAAGCACAUCCUUCUUCCCUUCUUCUCCGCUUUACAGUGGCUUCGCUGUCUACUCUUUCAAACCACUGUCCGAUUGUUCCUCUCUGUUCUUCUCUAGCAGAAGAAGCAUCAGAUCCAUUCAGUUUCAAACUUCCAUUGCCAUUUAUCACAUCACAAUGCAAGACAUGUGGAAUGCUCCACCGGGUUUCAGGCCCUCCAAAUCAGCACCUUCUUCUCCUGCGAAGCCUCUCGGCGCUGUUCUCAGAACACGGUCUGAGUCCUUCCAUGUCACUCAUAAGGUCCCAGUUGGUGACACUCCUUAUGUCAGAGCCAAAAACGUUCAAUUGGUGGAUAAGGACCCGGAGCGAGCAAUUCCAUUGUUUUGGGCAGCCAUUAACGCGGGAGACCGAGUGGACAGUGCUUUGAAAGAUAUGGCUAUUGUCAUGAAGCAGCAAAACCGGGCUGGAGAAGCCAUUGAAGCCAUUAAAUCGCUUCGAAGUAGAUGUUCAGAUCAAGCCCAAGAAUCUCUGGACAACAUCCUCUUGGAUCUUUACAAGCGGUGUGGGAGACUUGAUGAUCAAAUAGCCCUCUUGAAGCAUAAGUUGUACUUAAUUCAACAAGGGUUAGCAUUCAAUGGCAAGCGCACAAAGACUGCAAGAUCUCAAGGGAAGAAGUUUCAAGUCUCUGUGGAGCAAGAAGCUACUAGACUGCUGGGAAACUUGGGAUGGGCACUAAUGCAGCAGAACAACUACAUUGAAGCAGAAGAGGCCUAUCGGCGGGCACUUUCUAUAGCUCCCGACAACAAUAAGAUGUGCAAUCUGGGCAUUUGUUUGAUGAAGCAAGGAAGAAUUGGUGAGGCAAAGGAGACACUGUACCGUGUAAAACCUGCAGUUAUGGAUGGUCCUAGAGGCUCAGAUUCUCACUUGAAAGCCUAUGAAAGGGCACAGCAAAUGCUGAAAGACCUUGAAUCUGAGAUGAUGAAUAAGGGAGUUGAUAGGAUUGAACAAAGCAGGCUCUUUGAGGCCUUUUUGGGUUCUUCAUCGAUCUGGCAACCCCAGCCUUGCAAGGACCACCACACAACCUUACCAGCAGCAACAAAUUCAGCCAAAUUUCGUGAUGAUUUUGCUGAUGAGAACAUCAAUUCCAACAUAAUGACCAAAAAUCACACAGCACUGCCACCAUCUAAAGCGAUCACUACUACUAACAAACAUGUUGUUGCCAUGUUGGGGAACUCACUCAAUGUUGCAGCUCCUCCAUUCUAUGCAUCAAAACCCAUGUUGAGGGAACCAGUUGAGAACCAGUUCUCUGAGACCCUUAAGAGAACAAGGUCUGGAAAUGUUGCAGGGUCCAUGAGAGCAGUGAGUGAUGUGAGAGAGAGCAACAACAAGUUGCAUGUGGAAUUAGGUGUGCCAGUGCCAGGGAACAAAACAAGAAGGCUCUCUUCAGAGGCUGGUGAGAAAAACAAGUUAACAGAUUUAUUACCUGAUGACAAUGACUUUGAAGAGGCCAUUCUUGCUGCAAUUUUGGGGCCCUCCAACGAUAGUAAAGCUACCGAGACAAGCAGGAUUUUGCAGAGGAAUAGUGACAAGAGACUUAAGGUUUUUGAGGAUAUCACGUUAUCUUUGAGUCCAAGAGCCUGA